This is a messenger RNA of Callorhinchus milii (elephant shark), 3111 nucleotides long. RefSeq names its product endothelial PAS domain protein 1b (gene epas1b). The transcript is spliced from 15 exons. The record is from RefSeq and is a predicted model, not a curated record. Lineage: Eukaryota; Metazoa; Chordata; Chondrichthyes; Chimaeriformes; Callorhinchidae. Gene Ontology annotation, biological process: regulation of transcription by RNA polymerase II; cellular response to hypoxia. The coding region runs from base 462 to 2912 and encodes 816 amino acids. Gene Ontology annotation, molecular function: protein dimerization activity; DNA-binding transcription factor activity, RNA polymerase II-specific; RNA polymerase II transcription regulatory region sequence-specific DNA binding.
UUACAAUGCGUUAAAAGUCAAGCGAUGUGCAACUCGGUGGGGCAGCAGUCAGUGAGGCGUUGCGAUGUACCCAGGAAUGUUUCCAGAAGCAAAGGAGACCGGUGCCGCCUUCGGCACUCGAGCCGUCGUGGCUUUCUCUUUGCAGCGUGACUGAAAUGUCACCGCAGCCGUCAGGAGAAGGGACUUAAAUGGUGCCUCGAGUUGAUACCCUCGAAGGUCUUGAUGGUCAGGAGAGAACUGCGGAGCGAACGGCCCCUUUAGAGACCCGGAGCCUGCUGUAAUGAGCAUGUCACCUUUGCAAGCAAGAGUUUUCCCUGAGGUGCGGAGCUUGGAAUUUUGACCCUGAUGCGUGGAACCCGGACAGGAUUGCUGCUGUGGCACUCAAUUCACAGCCCUCACAGUGACAAGUUCAAGCCCCAGCAGGGAGGCCUUUUUAGACUGACCAGCCGCUCGCGCGCACAAUGAUUUGCGACACUCAACUGAGAAGCAACUCUGAGAGGAGGAAAGAGAAAUCGAGGGACGCAGCAAGAUGUCGAAGGAGCAAAGAGACGGAGGUGUUUUACGAACUGGCGCAUCAACUUCCGCUGCCCCACAAUGUCAGCUCGCACCUUGACAAAGCCUCGAUCAUGCGACUGACGAUCAGCUUCUUACGCACCCGCAAGCUUCUGACUUCAGGGCUGGAAAAUGAGACCGACUCUGAGAGGCAGAUGGACAGUUUGUACCUUAAAGCCCUGGAGGGAUUUAUUACCGUGGUCACGCAGGAUGGAGACAUAAUUUUCCUGUCGGAAAAUGUAAAUAAACACAUGGGUAUCGCACAGGUGGAGUUGACGGGGCACAGCAUUUUUGAUUUCACCCACCCGUGUGAUCACGAGGAGAUCAGAGAAAACCUGACUCUGAAAAAUGCUCCGGGUUUCGGAAAGAAAAACAAAGACCUGAACACAGAGCGAGACUUCUUCAUGAGAAUGAAAUGUACCGUGACAAACCGUGGCAGAACAGUGAACCUCAAGUCUGCCACCUGGAAGGUGCUCCACUGCACAGGGCACAUCAAGAUGUACAACACCUGCCUCCCCCAUACUCUGUGCGGUUACAAGGAGCCACCUCUAACCUGCCUGAUUAUGAUGUGCGAGCCCAUUCAGCACCCGUCUAACAUUGACGUCCCACUGGACAGCAAGACCUUCCUGAGCCGUCACAGCAUGGAUAUGAAGUUCACCUACUGCGAUGAGAGAGUCACGACACUGAUGGGGUACCAUCCAGAAGAACUCCUGGGUCGUUCGGUCUAUGAGUUUUACCAUGCACUGGAUUCAGACCACAUGACAAAGAGUCACCAGAACUUGUGCACGAAAGGUCAGGCUGUUACUGGGCAGUACCGGAUGCUUGCAAAACACGGUGGAUAUGUGUGGGUGGAGACCCAAGGGACUGUCAUCUACAACAGCCGUAAUUCACAGCCACAGUGCAUUGUCUGUGUCAACUACGUACUGAGUGAUGUAGAAGAGAAAAAUGUGAUGUUCUCCAUGGAUCAGACAGAGUCUCUGUUCAAGCCUUGCCUGCCUCUGAGGAACGUGAAUGGCAGGUACAUCAAUGGUGCUUCAGUGCCAGAUGACAGCGAGCUCCUGUUCAGCAAGCUGAAGGAAGAACCGGAAGAAUUGGCGCAACUUGCACCCACUGCUGGCGAUGCCAUCAUUUCUCUCGACUUUGGCAUCAAUGGAAACCAGCAGCUUGAGAAAACCUCGCUUUACAACAAGGGAGCUAUGCCUCCACCAAACAAGCAGUGGCCGGUGGAAAUCACAAAACCCAAGGGGCAGAAAGUAAAUGGUCCAGCUGAGCUCACCAAGCAGCCACCACUGGAUCUGCACUCCUUUGUGGUGCCUCGAGUCACAUCUGGCAACGCCACCCCCAGCACGUGCAGUAACAGCAAUUGCUCUUCACCGAGUAGUCCUGGUGACUAUUACAGUUCCAUGGACAAUGAUCUCAAGAUUGAGCUGACUGAAAAGCUUUUCUCAAUGGACACUCAAGCAAAGAACCAAUGCAGCCAACAGGUGGAGUUGAGUGACCUGGAUCUUGAAACUCUGGCUCCCUACAUUCCGAUGGACGGGGAAGAUUUCCAGCUGAGCCCCAUCUGCUGCGAGGAGCCACCCACCUCCGAGAAUACAUCUGAAACUCAGAAGUGCUGCACCAACAUCAACAGCCUGUUCCAGCCACUCGCUCCCAAUUCUGUGCUGCCUUCGAGCCUGAUUUCCGCACAGCCCAGCAAGUACUGCACCACAUUGAAGAAGAGCAACUUCACCCACAUCCCUCCGCUGCCCCAAUACCAUGGGUCGGUCAACACUCCGGUGUCCUCAAUGGGCGGAAGACCAAGCAUCCAGUGGCCACCUGACCCGCACUUUAACUGUAUACCUAAGUGGAGAAUGAUGGAGCAGAACGGAGGAACGUUUUUUGGAACCCCAUCGGGACAUCCAGCUCACUUGCAGUCAUUGUACAAACAAAGGAUGCCUCUGCAAUGUGUCAAGUCCCUGGAGAACUUUGGACAACAUGGGAAAGACAUCAGCCCUGCGCUGACUGCCUUCACAAACAACUUGAAACGUAAACGACAGCUGGAAUUUGGAGAGCAGACAUUAUCCCUCUCAGCGGAGUGCCCAUUUGAGUAUCCGCAGAGAAGUAACACUCCUGCACAGUUCUUGUGGAAGAGGAUGAAAGCCAUCAAAUGUGAAACAAGCUCCACACUAAUGGAGAAGAAAUCCUUGAGCACAGGUUCUCUUACAGGGAUGGCAAGUCGACUCCUGGGCUCAUCCUUCGUGUCCUACUCGUUGCCGGAGCUCACGAGAUAUGACUGUGAAGUCAACGCCCCGGUGGUGGGAAACUCAACACUUUUGCAAGGUCGUGAACUGCUCAGAGCUCUGGAUCAAGCCACCUAGACCCGCUCUGCCCCCCCAAAAAAAAACUGCUGGCCUGGAUUGUCACAACCGUUUCAGUUUCUAAAUAUAUUUUUCAGAAAAAGUAGUCUUUUGUUGACAUUGUGUUGACGCUGUUUAAAAGAUUCUUACUCGCUCACCUUGUCCACGUCUUUGCAAACUGGCUCCCACCCCCCCCCUCCCACCCCUCUCUCUCGUUUUC